Molecule: messenger RNA, 3635 nt
Organism: Eurypyga helias (sunbittern)
Lineage: Eukaryota; Metazoa; Chordata; Aves; Eurypygiformes; Eurypygidae
Gene: ZNF638
Product: zinc finger protein 638
Exons: 20
Biological process (GO): regulation of RNA splicing
Cellular component (GO): nucleus
Molecular function (GO): mRNA binding
Source: RefSeq, a predicted model, not a curated record
AUGGAAGAGGAGGAGGAAGACGUAUCGGCAGGAACCAGUGGACCUUCUCCUGCUCCUUACAACAGAGAGCUGCUGAGCUGUGGGACAGUCCUUCAAAUAUCUGAUUUACCAGACGACGGCUUUUCCGAUCAAGAUAUUAAAAAAAUCGUUCAGCCCUUUGGCAAAGUUAGCGAUCUCCUUGUGAUUCGCUCGAGGAAUGAGGCCUUCUUGGAAAUGAACUACAAAGAAGCCGUGAUAGCAGCGGUGAAAUACGCUGAAACUGUCCCCGUGCUGGUAAAUGGCAAACAGGUGAAAAUCAGUGUCGCCGAGAAGCCGAAACCACCUCCUGGCCAGGCCAAAAUGAGUAUUAAAAAACGGGCUCCGAGUAUUAAAAAAGUUGCACCGAGCACAAGCAGAAAGGAUAAGACCACCUCUAAGACAAUUAAACCCGCUACAAGUAAAAAAGAGAAGACUAGGAAAUCGUCGGCAACAGGAGAUAGCAAAAGCAAGAAAACUUCAAAUACUGCAGAACAGACGCAGCCCGAGCUUUUCGCACCCUUGGCUGCGCUCGCCGGUGUCGUAGAUCAAAAUCUCCAGGUGAAGACCUUCAGCUCGCAGCAGAAGCUGAAACGGAAACUCCGUCAGACCCAAAGAACGUUACCAGAGGGGACGGAGUUACGGAGCCUGCGAAGACAGGAGAGACUCAGGCCAAAGGAGUGGCCAGUCUUGCACCUGCCCCAGGAACUCGAGGAUGUGUGUGUGGUUCUUAUUUCCAACUUGGCUGAUAAAGGAUAUUCCGUUGAGGAAAUUUCCAACCUAGCGAGGCCAUUCGGAGGACUGAGGGAUGUGCUGAUCUUAUCAUCUCACAAAAAGGCCUAUCUGGAAAUGAAUCGAAAAUCUGCAGACUCCAUGGUGAAGUUUUACACCUGCUUUCCAAGGUUCCUGGAUGGAAAUCAGCUCUGCAUCAACAUGGUGCCUCAGUUCAAGACCAUAAAAGAUGAGGAAGCAAUAUUUACUGCUAUAAUUAAAAAAUCUGACGCUAAGGUGAACGCCGAAACGAUACACAACCAGUUUGUGCACCUCGGGAACUUGCCGGAUGACGGGUACAGAGAACUGGAAGUGGUUUGCGUGGGGCUGCGAUUUGGACAAGUAGAUAAUUACGUUGUGCUGAAGAAUAGAAACAAGGCAAUUCUACAGCUCGACAGUUCCCAGUCAGCCAGGUCCAUGUACAGCUUCCUGAAGCAAUAUCCAUAUAAUAUGGGGAAGCAUACCCUGACCUGCUCGCUGUCACCCAGCGGAGAGCCUCCUGAGGCUGAGGUGGUGAAAACGGAAGUGAAGAUGGAGGAGCCGAGCGGAGGAAGUGUGGCAAAGAAGGGGCCCGUUCCCGUCUCUCAUGGCAAAGACAAGACGGCAGCAGUACAGAUAGAGCCCUCUGGGUCCCUUGAGAGAGCAGGAAGGGACUCCGUUCCGAGGCCGGCAGAAACGUCUCUGGAGAAAGAAGACGCUGGAGUUGAAGCUCCCGUGGCAUCCGUGAAAUCCGCCGAUACCGAGCCAUCUGAGGGGAGGUCAGAAGAGAUGCCGCUGCCUUCCUUCAGCGUGGAGAAAGGAGAGGCGGUUUAUAUCAAAGCAGAGCUGUUAGACUCUGCUGUUGCAUCCGCCCCGGAGAAGGAAAUGGGAGAUGAGGAGUUGUCAGCUCCUGCCGCUGAACCACCGGGAUUGCGGGAUGCGGUCAAGGCCGAAGACGUGCUGCCGGGCUGUGCUGUGAAGCUGGCAGCAGAGGAGUCGACGGGGGCUGUCCCUGAAGUGCUGCCCCCUGCUUCCGAUGCAGCGUCGGCAGAUGUGGGGCCGGCUGUCGGCGCGCAAGCCAACAGGUUGGAUUCUCCGGGAAAAAAUCCUGUUGCUGUGCAGACCAAACAUGGCAUGCCUGUGACCCCGAGCCCGGGGAAGAGCCCUGUAGUUAAAACUGGCUUGGCCACGAAGAAGCAACCGGACGUAGCCAGAGCCAACAAAGCGGUGAAACCAGAACAGCCUGUGCUCAGAGUUGGAAGAGCUGUGAAGGAGAACCCGGAAAAGCGUUUGGUCAAGACUGGGAUGGAGAGAGAAAAGAAACCCGCGAAACGUGUGGCCCGGGUUGCGGCGGCUGUGGAAAGCGCAGCAGGUGCUGUCGGUGAGAGCAGCAAGGGAAAGUUAAUCAAAGCGCACCCAAAUAAAGGGCCGCGACCAGCAAGGACUGGUGGAACCUGCAGGGUAGUUACGUUAAACCCCUCUUUAUCUGUCAAGAAAUCUUCCUCUGUCGGUAAAAUGAUUCUGAAGGCAGUGGUGUCUCUUCCGGAUAUAUCCAAGUCAAGGAUUCCCAUAUGGAGAAAUAAGCCUUCCGUGUGUAAAGGAGGGGAGCAGAAAGCUCCCUUGAAACCCGAGAGCCAAGGCCAAGCGUUGGCGGCGGCGAAGAACGCGGCGUUGGAAGAGGAGGAUCGUCCGCGACCCGGUGGCAGCCGAACCAUGCCGGGACACCGCAGCCGCAAAGGCGCAGUGAGCAGAAGUGCUGUUGUUGGUGGAAAGGGAGGCAAUGGGAGGAAUUCAUCCCUGCAAGAGAAGGACUCGCGAGUGGAAACUAGGGCUAGUUCAAAACAGUCUCAAGAGGGAGAGAAUAGACCGUCCGCCAAGAAAGACAACAGCAGCAAUAAGACAAGUUGGAGUAGCGAGGGCGACCAGUUGCGUUUAGAUGCGGUGAGCGCGACGCAAGCUUGCGUUGGUGGGAACGCCAGGCCGUUGAAAAGGGGCACUAGCGGCAGUGCAAAACGGAAGGAGGAUGAAGAGCUGUUUCUGUUUAACCUGGAUGAAUUCGUUACCGUGGACGAGGUCGUAGAGGACAUCGAGUCUCCUGUUAAAAAACGGCGAAAUCCUCUGAAGAGGAAGAAAAAAGUUGCUAAAAACCCUUUGGAACCCAAUCCCAAGAGGAAAAAAAGGAAGGGCUCUGCGGCACGCGUCGCUGGAAGCAAGCAGUCUUUCGUCACGUUGGACGAGAUCGGGGAGGAGGAGGAUGCGGCCGCGCACGACCCCCAGAGCCUGGUUGUAGUGGAUGAAGUGAUGGAAGAGGAAGAACUGAUGUCGGAAGCGGUGAAGGAUCCGCGGGCGCUGGUCACUUUGGAUGAGCUGUGUGAGCAGGAGGAGCUCGGUGCUCAGAAAGGUGUGCCUAGGUCAGGGUUUGAGGAGCAGGGUUUGAAAGCCGAACCCUUGGUCACCGUCGACGAAAUCGGUGAAGUGGAAGAGCUACCGCUCAACGAACCUACGGAGCUGAAUAUGGAGGAGGUGCUGAAACACCGGGAGGGGGAGAAGGUGGCCGCCGAGGACGCCGGAGAUGGUGCCUCCUCCCAGGUCCCUGACGAUCCCAGUGCUUUAGUGACGGUGGAUGAGAUCCAAGAGGACAACGAAGAAAACCCCCUAAUGACUUUGGAUGAAGUUAACGAAGAAGAUGAUGAUUUUCUGGCCGAUUUUAAUCGUCUCAAAGAGGAACUAAACUUUGUUACGGUCGAUGAAAUUGGAGAGGAGGAUGAGGAAGAAGAGAGGUCAGGUGGGAUCCCGAGGGAGAAAACGAGUGCCGAAGCGGAAGAAAAUGGCUGCGCCGGCUGUGUCAAAGACACCGAGUGCUCCAAAAG